AUGAGGCUGCCACAGUCGGAUCCGGUACAGAACAUGUUCCUCCUACUAAUUUUGAGCCUGGGAAUGCAGCUUCAACAGACAGUAGCUUUGUUCACAGUGACCGUCCCAAAGGAAAUGUACGUGGUAGACUACGGCAGCAAUGUGACCUUGGAGUGUGAUUUUGACACUGGAGGUCAUGUGGAACUCGGAAUUUUAAAAGCCAGAUUGCAAAAAGUGGAAAAUGAUACAGUCUUGCUCAGUGAAAGAGCCACUUUGCUGGAGGAGCAGCUGCCCCUGGGGAAGGCCUUGUUCCUAAUCCCCCAAAUCCAGCUGAAGGAUGCAGGGCAGUACCACUGCCUGAUCAUCUAUGGGAUUGCCUGGGACUACAAGUACCUGACGCUGAAAGUCAAAGCUUCCUACAAGAAAAUACGCACUCGCCACCUCAAGGUCCCAGGGACAGAUGAGGUGGAGCUCACCUGCCAGGCUGAAGGCUAUCCCCUGGCAGAAGUGUCUUGGCCAAACAUCAGUAUUCCUGCCAUCACCAGCCAUACCAAGACCUCUGAAGGCCUCUACCAGGUUACCAGUGUUCUGCGCCUAAAGCCACACCCAGGCAGGAAUUUCACCUGUGUGUUCUGGAAUGCCGAUAUGAAGGAACUCACUUCAGCCACCAUUGUCCAAGGUCCUAUGGAAGACCCCAAGAUCCCUCCAUCUUCACUGCUUCAUGUUUUCAUUCUCUUCUUCAUCAUUGCUUUCAUGUUCAUAGCCACAAUGGUAGCCCUAAGAAAACGACUCUGGCAGAAGUUGUAUCCUGGAGAAGAUGCAACAAAAAGAUCUGCCACCAUGGUAAGGAAAGAAGAAGACAGAGCUGUGAGAUUCCCCUUGGAGAAAAAGAAUCAGGGAAACCACAUGCAGAGGGUUGAGCAGAGAACAGAAACCCCAGAGCCUUCCAGCGUCAACUGUUCCUACUGUCCUGAUGAGCCUCCCAGGGCUAGAGAGGAAGAAGAUCUAGCACAGGGGAGAGAGUGGCUUUUAGACCCCUUGGGGAAGGGAUCGCCUGGGCUCUCCCAUGAGAUCUGA
This is a messenger RNA of Rangifer tarandus platyrhynchus (Svalbard reindeer), 1056 nucleotides long. NCBI's taxonomy places the organism in Eukaryota, Metazoa, Chordata, Mammalia, Artiodactyla, Cervidae. The record is from the annotation of a GenBank genome assembly.